CCACUCCUCCAUGAUUAAUGCCUGUCAGACAGACAAGGACGCAGAGGCACAGGGGUCCUGUCGUCACAGCUAGCUCAUUCCCGCAGCUCCCCCAGCUCCCCCAGCUCCCCAGCUGGCCCCCGGGUCUGGGUGCUGGGGGAACUGAGCCAAGACCAUUGCCCCCACCUAGGUUGGGAGGCUAUGUGUGACUGGAAGGAUGUCCUGCCGGGUGGCGAGAAGCAGAGAAUCGGCAUGGCCCGCAUGUUCUACCACAGGCCCAAGUACGCCCUCCUGGAUGAAUGCACCAGUGCUGUGAGCAUCGACGUGGAAGGCAAGAUCUUCCAGGCGGCCAAGGACACAGGCAUUGCCCUGCUCUCCAUCACCAACUGGCCCUCCCUGUGGGAGUACCACACACACUUGCUACAGUUCGAUGGGGAGGGUGGCUGGAAGUUCGAGAAGCUGGACUCGGCUGCCCGCCUGAGCUUGACAGAGGAGAAGCAGCGGCUGGAGCAGCAGCUGGCGGGCAUUCCCAAGAUGCAGCGGCACCUCCAGGAGCUCUGCCAAAUCCUGGGCGAGGCCGUGGCCCCAGCGCACGUACCGGCACCUAGCCCGCAAGGCCCUGGUGGCCUCCAGGGUGCCUCCACCUGACGCCACCAUCCCCAGCCCCUGCCCCGCCCCCAAGCUCGAAUCACAUGAAGGAGACAGCAGCACCCACCUGCGCACACACCCCUGCCCUGCAUGCCUGGCCCCUCAUCCUAGAAGACCCUUCCCGACCUCGGGAAAGUAGAUGUGGAGGGUGGCGCCCUGCGUAACCCUCGCCCUGUCCCUCCCACUCCCUGGGGGGGCUGUUCCACAGUGACUGGGCCCUGUCCAGGGCAGUGAGUCCUCUACUUUGCUCCAUGGAGGAAGCUGGGGUACAAGGGGCCCAGUGCUGGCCACACAGCAGCGCAGCCGAGCCCCAGGAGCCCCUCAGGCCACAGCCCCUGGCGCUGCAGGUGGCCUCCCUCCUCGUCAGUCUCUCAAAGACCCCACGGUCCAUCCCCUAAGGGUGGCCAGCCAAGGCUCCCAUCCCAUGCGAUGCCAUAAAAGCAGCCCAGUGGUACCCACGGUCACACAGAGCACCUCACCUGCAUCCUCUCCCCCACAAGAGCCCCGAAGAUCCCACGGGAGAGGGACGCACAGCACUGCCUGCGGAGCGAGAAUGUAGUCCCCGCCCCCUCAGCCCCUCACCUUCUCUUUCUACAGCCUAAUUUAUUGGAUUCCCUAUUCGUAGCCAUCUCUGUGGCCAAUGUGACUACCCUGCCAGCAGCGGGGGCAGCCCAGCCUCUGAGUCCCCUGGGGCCCCUGCUCCCACCGGUGCCAAACCCAGCCCCUGUGGCUGUCACCCCGCCAGCCUACACUACCAGCCGCCACCUGGCCACACGGGCCUCUGCUUGCUAGCCGGGAGUGCGGACACCAUGUUCCCAGCUCAGUGCCAAACAGGGGUCACCAGGGGGAGCUGUCUGCAGAGCCAGCGCCUGCCCGAGAGAGACC
Molecule: messenger RNA, 1512 nt
Organism: Gorilla gorilla gorilla (western lowland gorilla)
Lineage: Eukaryota; Metazoa; Chordata; Mammalia; Primates; Hominidae
Product: ATP-binding cassette sub-family D member 1-like
Exons: 3
Coding region: 181-627 (148 amino acids)
Biological process (GO): long-chain fatty acid import into peroxisome; very long-chain fatty acid catabolic process; fatty acid beta-oxidation
Cellular component (GO): peroxisomal membrane
Molecular function (GO): ATPase-coupled transmembrane transporter activity; ATP binding; long-chain fatty acid transmembrane transporter activity
Source: RefSeq, a predicted model, not a curated record